Messenger RNA from Hippocampus comes (tiger tail seahorse), 4563 nucleotides. RefSeq names its product hypermethylated in cancer 1 (gene hic1). The record is from RefSeq and is a predicted model, not a curated record. The transcript is spliced from 3 exons. Lineage: Eukaryota; Metazoa; Chordata; Actinopteri; Syngnathiformes; Syngnathidae. Gene Ontology annotation, biological process: regulation of transcription by RNA polymerase II. The coding region runs from base 428 to 2734 and encodes 768 amino acids. Gene Ontology annotation, cellular component: nucleus. Gene Ontology annotation, molecular function: DNA-binding transcription factor activity, RNA polymerase II-specific; protein binding.
UUUUUUUUUUUAUUAUAGACUGACAUCACACUGGAGGCGAGCUCACAGAGGCUCCAUUAUCAUCACCGCCGCCGUUCCGAGUGCGCGUUAUUGCCGCUCCAAAAUAGCAGAGGAAAUUAGUAGAAGGGCGAAAAAAACGGGAGGAAACUGAUGCUUUUUUGGUAUGGAUAGGAGGAGAUGAGAAAAGAGAGGAGGGGCAGAAGAGAGAGAGAGAGAGAGAGAGAGAGAGAGAGAGAGAGAGAGAGAGAGAGAGAGAAAGUGGGUGGGAGGACCGACUCGACCUCGCUGAAGAGAGCCUUCGUAUCAAUUAAUAAUGAUAAAAAAGAGCUGGUGAAAAGCACGCUGGCAUGGCUGAAUGGAGGCUGGCACUCGGGACGUCAGAUAUGACUGCAGCAGCCUGCUGACAUGAUCAUUGAGGCAGACUCGGAUGGGAUGGCAGCAGACAUCGGGCAUGCAGGCAGUAAGGGCUUCGGCCGCCGUGUGUCGUCACUUCACUGUAAGAGUUCACCAAAGGGGUGGCGGACUGAAGACGAUGCUGGAUGCCAUGGAAGUACCAAGUCACGCUCGGGAUCUCCUCCUGCAGCUCAACAGCCAGCGCACCAAAGGAUUCCUUUGCGAUGUCAUCAUUGUGGUGCAGAACGCCCUCUUCCGGGCACACAAGAACAUUCUGGCGGCCAGCAGCCUCUACUUGAAGUCCUUGGUGGUUCACGACAAUCUCAUCAACCUUGACCAUGAGAUGGUGAGUCCCGGGGUCUUCCGGGUCAUUCUGGACUACAUCUACACGGGCCGCCUCACCGAGGGGGACCCUGCUUCUCCCACCGAGCCCAACCUGGGUGCUGUUUUGGCUGCGGCAAGCUACCUGCAGCUGCUUGACUUAGUAGCUCUGUGCAAAAAGAAACUUAAAAGAAAUGGCAAGUACCAAACUCGCACCACCCCCGCCUUCCUGCCUUACGCAAAGAUGGGCGGUAUGGGGCUAGGUAGCGGAGGCCGCUACAGGGUUUCCACUCCUGUCAUCCAGCCGUGUCCUCCCGGGGGGAUGAUGAACAGCCACGCGCCGCGGCCUCCGCCGUUGGAGGAGCUGGUUCCCCAUCGGCUCGCCAUCCAUACCGGCGAGCUGUACGCCCCCACCUCCACCCAAGGCCCCCAGGCCUUUCCGUCCAUUCAGUCGGUGCUGCCAGCUCAGCUUGGCCUACGUUCGGCGCUUCCGGAGAGGAACUGCUCCCCAAACUAUGGCCUGGACCUCUCCAAGAAGAGUCCCAACUCUCAAUCUCAGCACACCCCCUCCCAGUCCCAUGUGGUCAGCACCCACAACGACGAGGAGCGAGACGGGACCCCGAGCGGCCACGCCAGUCCCACGCAGGGAGCCAACGGCAGGGCCUUCCCAUCCGAAAAAAUGGAGACGGCGGAUCAGACGAGUACUCUCACUCCACCGCCGUUUCCACACAACCAACCGCUCGGCCCCCACCUGCCCCACCUCCAUCGCUCGGGAUCGCAGGGCACCGACCGCUUCCCGUGCCCUCCGAGCCCGGACACCCUCACAGAAGUCGGGGAGGCCGGAAGAGAAGUAGGCAACAUCUACCGCUGGGUGAAACACGAGCCGCUGCCGUACGCGGCCGAGGCUGAGGACGAGGAUGAAGACGAGGAUGAGGAGGAAGGGGGCGAAAACGGAGAACGGCGGCACAACCACCACAAGGAGGAAAGCGAGGGGCCGGACGACAAGAGCGGCUCCGGCACUGAGGAGACGGGCAGUAGCGAGGGUCGCCCGUCGCCUUCCGGACCCAUGGGGAGGUUCCAUGUUCCAUACGAGCCGGAGAGUUACGGGGACAAUCUGUACGUGUGCAUCCCCUGCGACAAGGGCUUCCCGAGCUCAGAGCAGCUCAACGCGCAUGUGGAGACUCACACGGAGGAAGAGCUUUACGGCAACUCGGGCGGCGAGCUGGGAAACGGCAACAGCGGCAAGAAUAUCAGCAGCAGCACCAACGGCUACGGCGGGUUGACCGGCGGCUCCGCCCUGAGCAGUCUCUCCCAUCUGGAGACAAAGUCCAACCAGGUUUUGGCUCCGGGGACCAUCGGGGAGAUGAUCCGCCCGUACCGCUGCUCCUCCUGCGAUAAGUCCUACAAGGAUCCGGCAACUCUGCGGCAGCACGAAAAGACCCACUGGCUCACCCGGCCCUACCCGUGCAGCAUCUGCGGCAAGAAGUUCACGCAACGCGGCACCAUGACGCGCCACAUGCGCAGCCACCUGGGCCUCAAGCCCUUCGCCUGCGACUCUUGCGGCAUGCGCUUCACCCGCCAGUACCGCCUCACCGAGCACAUGCGCAUCCACUCCGGGGAGAAGCCAUACGAGUGCCAAGUGUGCGGCGGAAAGUUCGCCCAGCAGCGCAACCUGAUCAGUCACAUGAAGAUGCACAGCGGCGGGGGAGCGGCCGGCGGCCUGACCGCCGAAGGCAAGCUGAAGCUGGACUUUGCCGAGGGCAUCUACCCCCUGAGCAAGUACACGGCUGAACAUCUGGGGCUCAAGCAGGAGAAGGCCAACGAGCUCCUCCUCCAGGCGCAGCAGCAGCUGGUGGCCGACGCGAAGGUCAUGGAGAGUCUCUACCCGCUUUCCAAACUGGCGUCGGAGCACCUGGGGGCUCUGGGCCACGACAAGAUGGACAUCCUGUGCCAAGCCCUGCCCCCGCCCCAGCAGGCCCUCUCCGAGGCCCGCACCAUUGACCGCUACUCGCCCAGCUAAAGACCAGCGAUCACCACAGCCACACGCAGUAUUCUGACGCCGUUCACCUCAAGUAAAUAACCCCUCUGCACCUCAGACUGUGGCGACUGUAAGUGCCUUUCUAUGCGUCUAAUCUUUGAAGCCUCCUACCGGAAGGAGCACUGUGCUAUCUAUCCUGUGACCAAGGGACACUUGCUUGAGAGCAGUAUUUAUGUGUGUGUAUGCAAAAAAAAAAAAAUACCACCAAAAACAAUUCAGCCAUUGAGCCAAAGCAUAAAAAAAAUUUCUGAAAAUGCUUAUUUAUUUUUUCUAUUAUGAUGAAACCCAAAGAGAAGCUUCAACCCUUCAACCUGUGUUAUGAGAAGCAAAUGGACAAGAUUCAGGGUUUGUGUCCAGAUCAUCUGGGCUUUUAGAACAUUGGGAGUUUUUCUUUUUUGAAUUUCCUACUCUGGAGUCACUGAUGGCAUAGUGGUACACUCGCAUGUCGUAGGUUCAGUUCCCGCUCGCUGACUGUGUGAAUGUGGUUUGGAGUUGGGGUCAGGGGCGGAGCUAGCUGGUGCCCAGCGCUCGCUCUCUGGCACCCCCCACAUCAAGAGGAAGAUUUUGGUAUCUGUGAUUUUCCUGCCAUUUUCACACAGGUGCACUUUUCUUAGAUUCCUUAAAGCUGACACAAUACAUUUAUAUUAAUUGCAUAUUUUAAAGAUUAGACGUACAAUUGAUCUUUGGUUCGGAACAUUAUAUCCCGACUGUCAACAACACUCAAAAUCAUUACUUUUCCAACACACCAAAUAACCAACAUGGACGAGAACUCAAUUGUUUAUCAUGCGAUCCACCGUCAGGUUUCACGAAAUAAACUGCACGCGUGUAUUAAACUGACAACAAACCUGAAAGUGAAAAGUAACUCUUAAGAAUUGUGAAGAAUUAAGAGACAUUUGUGUCCUUGUGUUUUUUUUUUUUUUUAGAAAUGAUUUGAAUGAACGAGCCAUCGAUCGCGGUAUGCAAAAUGGCCGUUGAUGACAAUUGCUCACUCUUAUUUGCUGUUAGCUAGUGAUUCCGAGCAUGACAUACAAGUUCACUGUGAGAUAGUACGCAAAAGCAUCGCAACGGCAAAGAAAAUGGCAUGACCUCGUCAAUUAAGCGCAUCAAAACAUAACUUUUCCCUGCUUGCAUUCUGAGUGUGUUGGGCAGGGUUCUCUACAUUUGUGCAGUUUAUAUCAUGAAACCCGGACUGUGGAUGGUAUGACGAACAAUGACUUCUCAGUUCCAGAGCCUGACAAGAAUGUAUGCACACGUGUGCAUAUCACUGUAGCCACACCACUGAAAAACUUAUUGCUAUGCCAUUGAUUAGCGACUGUGAAUGGUUGUCUGUUUUUAUACAUGCCCUUUAAUCGACUGGCAACACAAAAAUACCUGUCCGUCAACGAGGGUGUCGCCCUCGGACUAAUCGCUCCAUUCGAAGUUGAUUAAUUGCACGGAGCCAAUCAGGGAUUUGACCCCAGUCCCGCUGUCACGUCCGUGAAGCCCAGCUACCGUUGACAUGCCAACGUGAGUGUUAAACACACACGCGCCUUAUCUCCCCGCCCCUCCCCACUCUAUUUCACACACACUUAGCGAAGCUGCUAAUCUGUCAGCGAUGCGAGCACGAGGCCCCCUGGUUGUAGGCCGGCCCAGCUGUUGGGCGCCAGUAAUCCCUGUGAAAUCUCGCUUUCUCCAGGACAAUUCGCACACACCACGUACCCAUUUCAUGGCUGCCAUCCCCUCAGCGCGACUUACUAACAUCUGAAGCCUCGAAUUACCUCCCUACCGCUCCUCCCUUUCGUCCCCAUGCUGAUACCAAAGCCACAAAAAAA